This is a messenger RNA of Pistacia vera, 1723 nucleotides long. Its product is annotated as E3 ubiquitin-protein ligase PRT1-like. The coding region runs from base 82 to 1491 and encodes 469 amino acids. Lineage: Eukaryota; Viridiplantae; Streptophyta; Magnoliopsida; Sapindales; Anacardiaceae. The transcript is spliced from 8 exons. Gene Ontology annotation, molecular function: ubiquitin protein ligase activity; zinc ion binding. The record is from RefSeq and is a predicted model, not a curated record. Gene Ontology annotation, biological process: proteasome-mediated ubiquitin-dependent protein catabolic process.
UCCUCUCUCCUAGCUGUCUGUCUUCCUCUCACUUCUGUCUCUAUCUCUGUUUCACUUUCUCUCUUCAAUCUCAGAUUCUCAAUGGAAAACAUUUAUAAUAAUAAUAAUAUUAAUAAUGAUAAAGCUCUGAUGGAAGAAGAUGAGCAGCGAGGAAAUGAACAUGAAGACGAGGAGAAAUUUCUCGAAGAGUUCAAAUGUUGCGUUUGUCUAGAACUCCUUUACAAGCCAGUUGUGUUGGCGUGUGGCCACAUUUCAUGCUUCUGGUGUGUGUUUAGUGCCAUGAAUGUUUGGCAUGAGUCCCACUGUCCAGUUUGCCGCCACCCGUAUAAUCAUUUCCCAAGUAUUUGUCAAUUGCUGCAUUUCGUGCUCUCAAAGUUGUAUCCUUUAACCUUCAAGAGAAGGGAAAGAGAAGUGGGAGAAGAAGAAAAUAAGCGUGGUCAUUUCUCGCCGCAGUUUGAUUGUUAUUUAUUUGGAUCAAACCCUAGUAAGGAGUUUGAAAACGUAGGCAAUACUCUACAUUCUCCUUCUCAUCAACAAGAAAGUCAUUGUUCCGGAGAAGAGAUGUCUUCCUCAGUCUUGAAUUUGUUGGAAAUGACUGUUGAAUGUGGAAAUGAUACCUGCAAACCAGCAACAUCUUCAGAAAGAUCUGAGGCCACUCCAAAUGCAACCAUCCAAGAAUGUAAUUUGGUUGGAAAUAAUAUUGAAAAUAAAUCUCUCAACCAAAUUUCCGUUGAUGAUUUAUCCUGUGCUGCAUGUGAAAAGAUGCUCUUUCAGCCAGUUGUUCUAAAUUGUGGCCAUGUAUAUUGUGAGUCAUGUAUCAUUAUUCCUGAAGGUGGAAACUUUCGAUGCCCAGUCUGUCAAAGCUUGCAGCCACGUGGGCUCCCUAACGUUUGUUUGAUUCUAAAGCAUUUCUUGGAGGAGCAAUUUCCUGCGUUAUAUGCAGAGAGAGGGAAAGCUUUACUUAAACAAACAAAUUGUUCAAGACAACAACAUUCUAGCCGAACAUCACCAUUUCCUAAAAAUGCGUACUCAUCAUGGUGGUCUGGCAGUGGGCCAAAGGUCCAUGUUGGAGUGGGUUGUGAUUUAUGUGGGAUGUCUCCAAUAAUAGGGGAGAGAUACAAAUGCAAGGACUGCAAGGAAUCGAUAGGUUUUGACCUAUGUGAAAACUGCCAUAAUAAUCCUGUCAAGAUCCCAGGACGAUUUAAUCAACAGCAUAAACCAGAACACAAGCUUGAACUUAUACAGCCAGCAGGCAUAAGUGAUCUGCUGUAUAGGAUGAAUUCUGAAUUGUCUGAUGAUGAGGGCUCAGAUGCUCCAGAAAAUCAAGAUAGUGUUUCCCAUGCUCUCAUUUCAUCAGCUGAUGUUCCACAUCACCAAGAAGAUGAUAAUAAUGAUCUUGAAGAUGCUUCUUCUCCAUACAUUGUGUCAGUUGAUGUUUCAAUGCAUGAGGAAGAUGAUUCUUACGACAACCCUCAAUCAGAUUUGACUUGAUGAGAACAGGAAGUUGCAUUAAGGUAAAAAUGGUGGCAAGUAGUUGGAGGGCAAGAGUUUUCCUUGAAGCGACAACGCUAGGAAAUCUUUGUUAAGCUAUUGUGCAAUUGAAAAAGGUAUGGGUUGUGCAUCCAAAGAGAUGAAAUAUUGUGGGUUAUAUCAUGAAGGCGGAGACUGCAAGGUCUUUCGGAUAAGGAUAAUGUGUAGCAGAGGCAAGUUCUUAAUUGCCUAU